This is a messenger RNA of Acanthaster planci (crown-of-thorns starfish), 4938 nucleotides long. RefSeq names its product nuclear receptor subfamily 6 group A member 1-like. Gene Ontology annotation, biological process: hormone-mediated signaling pathway; regulation of transcription by RNA polymerase II; tissue development. Gene Ontology annotation, cellular component: RNA polymerase II transcription regulator complex. Gene Ontology annotation, molecular function: RNA polymerase II cis-regulatory region sequence-specific DNA binding; zinc ion binding; nuclear receptor activity. NCBI's taxonomy places the organism in Eukaryota, Metazoa, Echinodermata, Asteroidea, Valvatida, Acanthasteridae. The record is from RefSeq and is a predicted model, not a curated record.
AUUCUUGAUUGGACUCUCUGUGUCGGUGUGGAGAGGACGGUGGUGUUUUAAGUGUCUUUUUUGUUGUUGUUUGGAGAUCGGACGAGAGGUUUUUUUGGUUACCCGGCGAGCGAGAGUCCUGUCCGCGGUAAUCUUAUGAAUGUAGGCCACGGCGCUUGUUGGCCGGGGCUGGGGUCGAUGAUCGCGGAGCACUGCCCUCCACAGAGUGCGCUAGCAGCGCCGGGGCACGGCUUGCUCGCGGUAGUUGACUGGAAACCACAGCUCCUGCCAGCUCGAAACACCGUGAUCAGCCGCUUGCCAUAAUAAAUCGGCGUCUGAGAAAGGUUGGAAAAGCUGCUGAAAGUCUCGGCCACGAUCAAGGUGAUUCAAGUUGCGCAUCGUCAUCGGCGGGGAAAGAAUCACAAACAUCUUUACUGCUGGAACAGGUAAACAAGAGAACGGUUUUUCGCGAUUUGCGGCAGUGUACAGUACAUACACUUCCCUUGUUCGACCCGGUGCCGAUGCGACACACAACAGAACGGGUUCACAGAACAGACGAAAUGAAGCGCUGCUCUAUAGAUAUUGACUUUCCCAACGGGACCUGCCUCAAUUCCAAAUCACCAAAGAUGGAAGUUGUCUGCAAUAACAACAACAACGAGCCAGUUUUCAAGAAGUUGCCGCCCACAAAGCGCUGGAGUGGUCUGUACAAAGGCAGUGACGACCGCCUGUCCAUCUCCCCGUUGGCUAAGAGCCCCGGACGGGAUGAGGUGUUCAUGUGCGAAGAGUCGACCGUGGACGGCAUCUCCAUGCACUGCCGCCCGCCGCUGCCCCCACCCCCGUUACUGAUGGUGCCCAACCUGAUCCCACCGUCCCCCGCCUCUACCUCCAGUGCCCCGGAGGGCGGGCUGCUGCUGAAGGCUAAGCGCCCUUCCCUAGGGGGCGUGGACUCCCCAAUGUGUGCCAUCAGCCCUUUCUCCGUCCUGUCCUCGCCCAGCUGCCAGCCCUCGCCCACGCCCAGUCUUCCCACGCCCAGUGCGUUCCUCCCACCCUCGUUGCCCGGCGGCAACUUCCUUUUUCCGCCGUUCACUGCCGGCAUCCCGCUUUCCUCUGCCUCCUCACGUUUCCCCUUCCCACCGCAACUGCCAUUCCAGCCCCACCAGCUCCUGCGGGAGAACGAACUCAAGCUGCGCUCGCAGUCGGAGAGCGCCGUCUCAGGGCUGGACAGUCAGGGGCAUAGCGAGGAGAGCAACUCGGAUGAGGACGACUCCCUGAUGCUAUGCAGCAUCUGCUGCGACAAAGCUACAGGCCUGCACUACGGCAUCAUCACAUGCGAGGGGUGCAAAGGAUUCUUCAAGAGAACAGUUCAGAACAAACGGGUGUACACAUGCGUUGGCAGUGGGAACUGUGAAGUCACAAAAGCGCAACGAAAUCGAUGCCAAUUUUGCCGAUUUCAGAAAUGUUUACAGAUGGGCAUGAUGCUCGAAGCUGUUAGGGAGGACCGAAUGCCAGGGGGUCGAAACACAGGACUUUCGUACAAGUGCAAACCCAAGAACUAUGAUAAGCUGCGGAAAAAGUUCCAGCAAAUUGCCCAGCAGAAGGCUCAGCUCAGCCGCAAGAACAGGGCUGACAAGCAAGCGCUGAAGGCCGCCCGAGACUCGCUAAAGUCUGAGAAGGACCAGAAGAGCAAGAGCCCCACCCACAGCCCCGCCCACAGCGGCAACGGGAGCAGCAGCAGCAGCAACAAUGGCAGCAGCGCCUGCGGCAGCAGGGACAAGAACCAGUCCCAGCUCGACGUGCGGCAACUCCGGCCUCAGACAGCGCAGUUGAUUGAAGUCCUCCAGCAGACAGAGUCGGCGGUCCUUAAGAUGUCCGGCAAGGAGAAUGGCAGCAAGCAUGGGCAAAGCCACCACCCGGUCUCGCCGCCCACCUCGGCCCCGCCCAGCGGGAUGGGGGCGUCGGGGACCGGGCUGGAGGAAUUCAUGCACCAGCAGUGCUCCCUGGGCGAUGCCCUGGUCUUCAACCUAGUCCAGUGGGUCAAGCACCUGCCAUUCUUCACCCAGCUCUCGCCUGUGGAGCACACCUACAUCCUCAAGACCAAGUGGCUGGAACUGCUGAUCCUGUGCACGGUGGCACGGGCCAUGUACUUCAAGCAGAACAGCGGGGAGAAGGUGCUAGGCUUUGAGCACUGCGUCCACCAGAACCUGCUGACGCUGCAGGAGUGCAUGAACAAGACCAUGGACCUCAAACUGGACAUGGGCGUGUUCCGAGAAGAGAUGGGGGAGGCAGUGGAAGAACUCACCCGGCUGGCGGCAUCCUUCCGAACCCUCAAUGUCUCCCGCAAUGAGUACCUCCUCCUCAAAGUGAUCAUCCUGCUAAAUCUCAAAAACGGAGCUAGCAGUGACCUGAUCCGCCAAGUCCAGCACCCGUACAUCCUGGCCCUGCGCGACUUUGCGGAGGUGAACCAUCAGAAGAGUCGCUUUGACGACCUGAUGUGCCAGCUGCCGGAGCUGCAGCGGUGCGCCGAGCUGUUGUCCAAGAGCAAGCUACUUUACAUGCCCUAUCUGUUGAAUGCCGUCGCUGGGGCCAAGUCCUGAACCAUGCUGAGAUUGUCCCCUCCAAAACAUGUCCUCUGAUGCAAUGCAUACAUGUACGUCAUUGAGUUACAAAUAAUGGUCCCGGAUACUAAUUAUUAGGUCCGUGUAUCUUUGGGCUCAUUUUGCUUGGAAUGUAUACUUAUGAAUGGGAAGUAAAAUAGCCUUGCAACAAAAGGGAAUUCCCCUUGCUAAAAAUAGUUAUGGUACAUGUUACCGGAUACGGGAAAACUAAGAACCUAAAGAUCAUUCUUUUGUUGGGGGGGGGAUGGUUUUGUUAGUGUGCAUUCAAACGAGAAAGUUACCCUUCUAUUUUGAUUUUUCACUCAGUCUGGCACCCUAUUGAAACUGGACAAGAUGUGGGUAAAGUGAGAAACCUGAAGGGUGUCCAUUGGUUUACAUCAGCAGCAUGGUGGAUUGAUUUGCAAAGUUAGGGAGGGCUCACCAAUCUGUUACGUCCCACCUAAUCGUAGGAUCUGCCAAAAUGGGAGGGGAGAUUCCAUGCCCCCCGUGAGAGAAAAAAAAAAGGGGGAGGGGCACUGGUCCCCCUUUGCUGUCGGUGAGUUUCAAUUGGCAGGAUUCUCUUGGAGGCCUGUGGUUCAGAAGUGGAUCCGAUAACUUGCGACUCAUUUUGUUCGGUCGGGUCACUAUUAAUCUGGUUGGCAUUUGGCCUGAAGGAAUGUUAAAGGGGGGGGUGCCGGUAUUUCUGUGUUCAAAAAGAAAGUAUUCCUAUAAAUUAGUCGGAACAUUUUUAUAGAAAAUACCAAAAACAUAUAUACUACCAAAAUAAAUCAGUCUUUAAAAUAUAGUCAUUUUUGUCCUGUGCAUUAUCAGUGUAUAUAAUGUAUUAUAGUUGUCAGUGUCAAAACACUGACUUGGAAAAUUAAGUAUCUGUACAUAAUUUAAAGUAUGAUUUAAAGCAAAAAACUGACCUCUGAAUUUUUAAUUAAACAAUUUUUCCAACUGUUUUUUAAAAACAGGAAGAGAAUUUUUUUUUAUGUAAAAGGCUGAUUGGAUCAACAUGUGCUUGAGACUAUUACCUGGUUGCCAUGGUGACGUCAUCUAAUACAAACAUUUGCAAUCUUUGUGGAACCCCCACCCGCCGUAAAAUUUUUGGGGAAAAAUAUUUUUCAGGGAAAUCAUAUUUUUUGGUUUCGUCCCCCCUCCCUAGCCCCACCUACAAAAGAACAACUUUGUUAAUAAAAUAAAAUUGUGGUUGUGUACUUUUGCGCGUUAAGUAAAAAGUGACAACUUUGCGUACAGACGGUUGUAUGUCUUACGUCCCCCCCAAAAAAAGGAGUUGUACAAUGCCUUUACAAUGGUUUCCAUUCACACCUUUGCCAAUUCGCACUGUAGUUCUUUAAGGCACGAGAACAUCUCACAAAUCUUGGAGAGUUUUUCUCCUUUAAACUCCGUGUAAACGUGUGUGAAAUGGUUUUUAUGUACGUCUCGUGGGAUUAGUACCUGUACAAAAAUACUCCAUUGUUGGCAUUGUUCAUGCGACUGAGAUUUUACAAUGUUGGAUGAUGAGGUUGAUGAUAAACUAGCAGACGGCAGGCCUAACAUGAGUGAAUUUGUGCUGGUCUCCAUUUAAAAGGGAUUAUUACUAGCACAUUUUGGUUUGGUCAUGUUGCCAGCGACAAUUCCACCGAAAACAAUUCUAUACAUUAACAUUUUUAUUGCGUGUUUAGCAUAGAAUGUGCAUACACUUCAUAGAUUUCAGCCAAAGAGAAUUGUUUUGGCGGUCACUACCAGAAUUAUAUAUGUAAAUUGAUAUAUUUUUUGAGCAUGUUGUGUGGUAUAGAUGGCAAGUCCGGGAGGUUCUUCGGCUGCUGGAGGAGAGCUUGACUGUGUUCUUGUCUCCUCUCUCGAAGGUGUAUGCCUCAUUUCUUACCCACCGAUUCUUCAUCCAUAUUUUUUGCAACGGGACAAGUUUUAAGAAACCAUUAAGAUGCCUUUCUCUCUGCUGUAGGCAUGAGUUAUUUUUUUUUUUUUCUGUUCUCAGCAUCCAGUUUUCACUGGAUGACCGAAUUAAGUAGCUGUCGACUUAGCUACGUCUUGCUAAGUUGUACACUGUCAUGUUUAAGAUAUUUUUGUCAAAGGAGGAGACACCUUUAGGGGUGAUUGUCAACAGCUAUAGGAAAUUUUAAUUGGUGUAAUGAUAAGAAUUGUAGGUUUUUUAUGUUAAGAGGGGAUUUUGGGUCUUUUUUUUGUGAGGUGUGUGUGGGAUUUCAAACAAAACCACCGACAGUAUUUCGCCUGUAUAUAUUACCAUAAACAAAAUUCAUGCAUUUGUAUAAUUGUCCUCUAGAAAAUAUUCUUGUGAAGAACAAAAAAAAAAGAAAAGAAAAAGAAAAGAAAAAAAAAA